Molecule: messenger RNA, 1275 nt
Organism: Entamoeba invadens IP1
Lineage: Eukaryota; Evosea; Mastigamoebida; Endamoebidae
Product: serine/threonine protein kinase HT1, putative
Exons: 1
Coding region: 1-1275 (424 amino acids)
Biological process (GO): protein phosphorylation
Molecular function (GO): protein kinase activity; ATP binding
Source: RefSeq, a predicted model, not a curated record
AUGUUACUCAUUUUCCACACGCCUAAUUCCCCCAAAUUUACAUUUUAUUUUGAACCACAAGUUAAUAUCAUUUCUUCUCGUACAUCAAAAACUGUUACAUCAUACAUUACAAUACAUUGUUCGACCAAAAUUCGGGAAUUGAAAAUCCCAUACACAGUUUGGUUCAGCAAAUCAAAAAGGACACUUUUUGAAAUAAGUGAUAUCCUCAAAGACAAGAACUUUGAAAAUUGGACGGCUGAUGAUGAAACUAAAAUCGAAAGUCUUAAAAAGAACAUUCAACAUCAAAUCCACUACCAUUUGACUAUAAAAACAGAUGCUGCAAGUUCGACGCAUAUUGAUUUGGAUGAAUUGAAUAUGUCUGAAAAGCCGAUAGCUGAAGGUGCGAUGGGUAAAGUGUAUAUUGGUAGUUAUCGGAGUGUUCCAGUCGCUGUCAAACAGUUCCGAUGGGAAAACUUGAGUGAUGAUGAUAUGUCUGAGUUAAAGAAAAAUGUCGUUGCUGAGUGUGAGAUCAUGAGUAAGUUACGAAAUCCGUUUAUAGCAAGUUAUAUGGGGUCUGUCACAUACAUCCCACAGGUGUCAAUGGUCAUUCAAUUCUUUGUUUUGGGAUCACUCAGUGAAUAUCUUAGAAAAGAUAGAAUUGAUUACAUUCAACUACCAUACAAACUAAAAGUUAGAAUGUUAUUUGACACAUCACGUGGAAUGCAAUUUUUACAUGAAAAUCGAAUUAUGCAUUUGGACUUGAAACCAGACAAUUUGUUAGUCAAUUCGUUAGACCCCAACAGUGCAUGUUCUAUUAAAAUCACUGACUUUGGGACUUCACGAUUCACUAAGAAAACAAUCGGUAAAAAACAAGACAAAGGACUUGGCACACCAAUCUAUGCAGCACCAGAGACUUUUAGAGAUGAAUAUACUUUUGCUGGUGAUGUCUACUCUUAUGGGAUCACGGCUUGGGAAUUGUUUUACCAAGAAGAACCGUAUCAUGAACUUCGUUCAGUUUUUGAUAUUCAAACAUAUGUCAAUUCUGGUAAAAGACUUAAAAUUGAUGGAUUGAUGCCUGCAAAAUAUCAAGAGCUAAUGAAAAAAUGUUGGGAACAAGACCCUAAAAUAAGACCAACUUUUGAUCAAAUCAGUAAACAAGUCAUUUUGUUGAAUGAAGAAGUAACUGCAUAUAAUGGACUUGAUGAUAAUACGCAUUUAGAAAAGAUUGAAGAAAUAAUAAACAGGCGAGAACAACGUAUGAAAGCACAACUUGACGAAAUUGGAAAAGACAAUUAA